AUGUCGGCCCUGUGGCACUGGACAGGGAUGUCGAAGGAGGAGCUGGAGAUGAAGAUAUUUGGAGGAGGGGACGGAGAGCUGCGGUCAUCGGCGAGCUAUGCAAUGAGUGCUGUCAGCGGCAGCGAUCAUGGGAGAAACUGGGAGGACCAAUCGCGCGCCACGCGUGCGCAUGAUCGAAUUCCAGCCGCAGCUGAGAUGAUAGGGAAAAGGUUGACGAUGAUUUAUAUGUGGAACUAUGUGGAUUCUGAUCGUUCAACCAUCAGGCUUGCUGGAGUACAAGAUUUUGAUAAGAAGAUAUCAGGGGGACAGAACCUUUAUGUCAAUAGAAGAAGUGCAAAGGAAACAAACAAAUUCUUGCUCCAGUGCAGAGGCAGAAAUGCAGACCAGCUGGCAAGUACUCUGACUGAGAUCGACAAAAUGUACGACAGGAAGCUUCAACGCGAAAUCGAAAAGUGCCACCAAAACUAUCACACCCAACUAAGCUCAAGUCUCGCCUCCCUGAGGGCUUACAGGCAAAAUCAGGAUCGUUGGCAUCAGGAAUCUUUCUUGCAAGUCAUUUCUAUUCAUGACGAACAGAAUUGGCCGAUCCAACAGGCAAAAACCCCGAUGGAAAAUUCUUCCAGGAUUGCAGACAGCCAGUUUAAGAUUCACGAUCUCCGACAUAAUGCAGAAAACCUCUACAACGGAUUUCAGAAAAUCCCGUCCAAGACUCCCUUACCUCAUCGACAGCAGUACGUUUCAGAUUCCUGGAGAAAAGAAGCAAGCGCCCUCCGGUUCGGUCCCUUGUAUCCUGUUGCUGACCACCAGGAAUCUUUGAUGUGGAUAUGA
Messenger RNA from Guillardia theta CCMP2712, 828 nucleotides. RefSeq lists its product as hypothetical. The record is from RefSeq and is a predicted model, not a curated record. The transcript has 4 exons. Lineage: Eukaryota; Cryptophyceae; Pyrenomonadales; Geminigeraceae. Bases 1 to 828 code for a protein of 275 amino acids.